This is a messenger RNA of Babjeviella inositovora NRRL Y-12698, 1550 nucleotides long. RefSeq names its product chitin deacetylase (gene CDA2). The coding region runs from base 421 to 1437 and encodes 338 amino acids. The record is from RefSeq and is a predicted model, not a curated record. Lineage: Eukaryota; Fungi; Ascomycota; Pichiomycetes; Serinales. Gene Ontology annotation, cellular component: prospore membrane. The transcript has a single exon. Gene Ontology annotation, biological process: ascospore wall assembly; carbohydrate metabolic process. Gene Ontology annotation, molecular function: chitin deacetylase activity.
GCCGAAAGCUCAAUUGGGUGCAGAGUUGGUCUUCCUCUCCUCGGGGCUAAAAAGAAAUCAGCUGGACAUGUUUGGGUGUUUGACUGUAUAUACGCUUGUUAUCUACAUCGCCUGAUUCAAGACUGCAUAGGAUAUGCCUAAUCAGACAUCUGUGGCCCUUUUUGCAAGAUCAAGGCUCGCCAUCUAUGCUUCUCUGAAAGACGUGCAUAUGCAUUCCCAACCCUCUGUUUGUGGCACCCAAAGCAUGGCUCUCGGCGUUCUCACCCUAUAUCAAGCCUAUGGUUAGACAUGCGAUAAUGCAAAUACGGCGGACCUCUCUCAUAUGAACCACUGUAAUAAUGCUGAUAGCACAAUAGAAUACGAUUGGCUCCAUUACACAGAAAACACAACACAACCUCAGCUCGAAUCAAUACCUCAGCUAUGAAACCGUUUACGUAUUUGGCUUCGGGAAUCCUCUCUGGAACGGCUUUGGGAUAUACACUUCCGGUGGAAGUGAACACCAUGAACCACCAAAAGGCGGACGAACGCCCGCCAGAAUCUCCCCAAGCGUUUGAAAGUCUCAAUAUCCAUAACCAAGACGGAGAUAAAUCGCCCGUUGGGUUUAAUCCAGUUCUACAGGCUCAACAACCAUUUCCCGUGUGGUUGACAGAGGUUACUGGCUUGACCGAAUGGCCAGGUCUCGAUCCUCCCUAUAUUCCUCUCGAUUUCAUCGAUAUGAAUGCCAUUCCAAAGUUCCCAGCCCACGACUUUGGGGUAUGCCCACCCGUCCGAGACAGCUGCUCGUUCGAUUGCUACAAGUGUGUGGCCUUCGAUGACGUUUACACGUGUCCAAAGCUAUCGCAAACCUUUGACGAUGGUCCCUCCCCUGCCACACCCAAGUUGUUGGAUCACUUGCAGAACCCCUCCACCUUCUUCACCUUGGGCACCAACGUAGUGCGAUUUCCCGAUGUCUACCUCCAGAUUAUGGCCAAGGGGCACGUUAUGGCCUCGCAUACCUGGGGCCACCGCUUCUUGCCAGCAUUAUCCAACGAGGAUAUUAUUGCCCAGAUCCAGUGGUCGGUUUGGGCCAUGAACGCCACAGGAAACCAUUUACCAAAGUGGUUCAGGCCACCGUACGGAGGUACCGAUGACAGGGUGAGGUACAUUGUACGCCAGUUUGGCAUGCAGUCAGUCUUAUGGGACUUGGACAGCUUUGACUGGCAGUUGGUUUCGAAUGAGCGCACGGAGACCGAGAUCUAUGGGGACGCAAGGGCCUGGGUGGCGAAGAGGCCCAAGUCUGGAUUGAUAUUGGAACAUGACGGGCUUAUUCGGACGGUGAAUGCGGCGAUAGAGGUGAAUAAGAUCAUUGGACGCGACCAGUUGACGGUUCCUCAGUGUGUUGGGGGUAUAAACUAUAUCAAGGAGUUUAAAAAGUCGUGGUGGCGGACCCCGUGGUGAGGUUGAAAAAGAGACAGGCCUAAGGGAUGGGGACUCAAAUCUUUACUAGCCUCGCCUAAACUGUAAGCAUUUCUGAUUUUUCUAUAAUUUUUUUUUUUUGCUUAUUUGACUUA